Gongylonema pulchrum is the source of this 570-nucleotide messenger RNA. NCBI's taxonomy places the organism in Eukaryota, Metazoa, Nematoda, Chromadorea, Rhabditida, Gongylonematidae. The record is from the annotation of a GenBank genome assembly.
AUGUCACCGUUGUUAAUGAAUACUACAAGUUCGUCAGUACCAAUGGAACCGCUGGAUGAUAUGGAUGAAACUGCUUCGGAAUCGAAUGAUGGCAUGGAGCACAGUAACACGAAUACUACGAAUACUACUACUUCUGCAUCUGGAAAGCUAAUUUUGGCUAAUUUUUCUGAUAAAUUUCAGGAAAUGGUGGCGUGGCUAGCCGCACAGCCGAAAUUGAAUGCGCGUUCGAAAAGCGGUUAUAUCUUGUUUUCAGCUGAGGUCCGAAAGAAAGUAAUGGUAGAAAAUCCAGAAGCUGGUUUUGGCGAAGUUAGCAAAAUUGUUGGCAUCGAGUGGAAGAAACUUUCGGAAGAGCAAAAAAAACAGUACGAAGUUAGAGCAGAAUACAUAGCAAAUGAACGAGCAAAGCAAGAAGCACGCGAGCCUGUUAACUACAGGUUAUUGGAAACUGGUUUGUUUGUUAAGAAUUUCAAGUUCACAUUUUUCAGCCUGGUCAAAUUCGUGUCUUUGGCUGUAAAUGGCAAUCAUGUGAUUUCCAGUUCGAUAAUCCUGAAGAAUUAUAUGAUCAUAUAA